CAAUAAACACACGUAUAUUUUGUAUUGAUUGUCCACAAGAACGGCAAAGGGCAAAGAGCGAUCACGGUCUAUUUUUCUUCUCGUUGAUACAGGAUGUGAUGCCAAAAGAGGAAAAACAAUCAAAUGAUUGUAUCACCUUAACGAACGAUCUUCCGAAACAAUAUGAAUGUCUGAUUUGUGAGAAAAAAUUUGCUUGGAAGUAUAUGCUCAACUCUCACGUCUUAUUGCAUGACGGCAAGCGCCCAUUCAGUUGUGAUAUUUGUGGAAAAAGCUUUGCUUUGAAGAAAUACGUGAACAAACAUAUGAACGUCCAUACAAAGGACAAAACGCGCAUGUGUGAUGUAUGUGGCAAAGAAUUUCGGGACAAGCAUUCAUUGAAGGUCCACAAAAAUAUUCAUACUGGUGAGCGACCGUACAAAUGCACUGUAUGUGUUAAAAGUUUUGUCACCAAGAUUGAGCUAGGCUUACACAUGCCAGUACACAUGGGAAAUUAUAGGUAUAAGUGUGAUGUGUGCGGCAAAGGAUUCAUGCAAAGAUCGCAUUUGAAAGACCAUAAAAACAGUCAUACAGGAGAGCGGCCGUAUAAAUGCAGUGUAUGCGGAAAAGAUUUCGGCACCAGAUGUGUUCUAACCGGUCACAUGUCAAUUCACACGGGUAAUCGACAUCAAUGUGAAGUUUGCGGCAAAGAAUACGCUACUAAAUUUAAUUUGAAAUUACACAAACGCAUUCAUGCAUCUUUACUAAUCGAAGCAACAGACCAAGAACGCAUCAUUCUAGCCAAACAGAAGCGUAUAACAAACGAAUCCACAAAACUUGAUGUCAAUGACAAGGUAAAUGAACUAGCCAAAACCAAUGACAACAGCGAUGCAUUUGAUUUACAACCAAAUUCAUACGAUUCUUCUAGUUGCAAUGAAGGGAAUCGAAGUGAAAUGAUAUCCUGUCAUAGACAGGAUAUUAUACCAAACAAGGAGCAACUAUCAACUAGCUCAGUAACAUCUUUCACACAGGAAACCAAUUUUCCAAAUCAAUUCAAAUGCCAGAUUUGUGAUGAACAAUUUUCUGACGAGGACUGUCUACAUAAGCACGUCUUAUUGCAUGGGAAAUUGAUAGGAUUUAGUUGUCAUAUUUGCAGAAAAAGUUAUUCUUCUACGACAAAUUUAAGCAGACAUAUGAUCGCCCAUACCGUUGACAAACCGUUUACAUGUGAUGUAUGCGGCAAAGGAUUUCGUGACAACCAAGCAUUGCAGUACCACAACAAUAUUCACACCGGAGAGCGUCAGUACAAAUGCACUGUGUGCGGAAAAGAGUUCCAUGCUCAAACGAAUUUUUCCCAACACAUGCGCCUUCAUGAAGACAAGCACAAGUGCACGGUAUGUGGCAAAAUUUUUACCUCUAACGCUCUACUAAGCAUACACGUGUCUUCACAUACCGGUUCUUAUAAGAAUAGUUGUGAUGUUUGUGGUAAAGGCUUCGCAUCCAGAUGGAAUUUGGAAGACCACAAAAACAUUCAUACAGGAGAGCGUCCGUAUAAAUGCAGUUUAUGCGAAAAAGAUUUUGCCACUAAACGUGUUUUUACCCAACACAUAUUAACUUGUACACGUAGGCGACAUAUAUGAAGUUAGUGGCAAUGAAUACAGAACCAAAUUUAACUUGAAAUCGCCUAAACGAUUGUGUUGAUACGAUGAUGAAUGAUGUUCUCACCUUCACAUAAAAUACAUUCAUAUUUUCUCCAUUUGUUGUUGCCAAGACUGUCAUCAGAAAUAAAAUACACUGAUAAAAAUCGACACGUUGGACUGAUGUGUUUCACACUUAAAUUCGUCGCAUUUGAUUCGACACUUUAAUUGCAAGUGUAAGUCUCUUCAAAUCUGAUUCAAAUCGAAUA
This is a messenger RNA of Malaya genurostris, 1882 nucleotides long. RefSeq names its product zinc finger protein 234-like. Bases 99 to 1616 code for a protein of 505 amino acids. NCBI's taxonomy places the organism in Eukaryota, Metazoa, Arthropoda, Insecta, Diptera, Culicidae. Gene Ontology annotation, biological process: regulation of transcription by RNA polymerase II. The record is from RefSeq and is a predicted model, not a curated record. Gene Ontology annotation, molecular function: DNA-binding transcription factor activity; RNA polymerase II cis-regulatory region sequence-specific DNA binding. The transcript is spliced from 3 exons.